AUGACUCUCUUAGAAAAUGAUACAGAUAAAGGCAUGUUCUCAACUUUGACUUUCAAGAAUGUUGACAAAGGUGACACAUCAUUAUUUGUUUGUGUUGCAAACAAUAAAUAUGGCACUGACCGUUCAGAGGUGUGGUUAUAUGUACAAGAGCCUCCAGAAGCGCCAUUACAUGUGCAUAUCAGCAAUUACUCAAGUCGUUCAGUGGAUCUUAUGUGGGAACAACCAUACAAUGGCAAUAGUCCAAUCAAGUCCUACAUUAUUCAGUACAAAAAUUCAUCAGUUGCUUGGUACAAGAAUGUUGCUCAGGUUGUGGUAGAUGGGGACACUUUGAGUGGCUCUAUCAAUGACCUAAUGCCUGCCCAUACCUACAAUAUCAGAGUGCUUGCUGAAAAUUCAGUUGGUAUGUCUAAUUCAAGUGAUAUACUUACUGUCAGUACUCUGGAGGAGGUUCCAGAGGCACCACCCAGAGACGUUAAGGUGAAAAUGAAAGAUUCAAUGUCUCUUGUUGUCACAUGGAAGCCUCCUGAUUUGUAUCUUCAACAUGGUGAAAUAAUAGGUUAUUAUGUUGGAUACAAAAAAUCAAAUUCAACGGAAGCAUAUCACUAUAAAACUUACGAUAUGCCUCCUGACACGCCUUUGCAAUAUGUUUUGACAAAUCUUCAGAAGUAUACCCAGUACACGGUGUUAGUUCAGGCUUAUAACAAAAUUGGCGCUGGUCCACGAAGUCAAGAGGUUAUUGCAGCAACAGAUGAAGAUGGCAGAAUGCGUGGAGGUAAUUGUUUUGCAGGGCAAAUUGUUGGAAUGGGCCCUGAAGAAUGUGGCCAUAUUAUACAGUAG
Schistocerca americana (American grasshopper) is the source of this 837-nucleotide messenger RNA. Its product is annotated as Down syndrome cell adhesion molecule-like protein 1 homolog. NCBI's taxonomy places the organism in Eukaryota, Metazoa, Arthropoda, Insecta, Orthoptera, Acrididae. The record is from RefSeq and is a predicted model, not a curated record. Gene Ontology annotation, molecular function: protein binding. The coding region runs from base 1 to 837 and encodes 278 amino acids. The transcript is spliced from 4 exons.